Cololabis saira (Pacific saury) is the source of this 2780-nucleotide messenger RNA. RefSeq names its product kelch domain containing 10 (gene klhdc10). NCBI's taxonomy places the organism in Eukaryota, Metazoa, Chordata, Actinopteri, Beloniformes, Belonidae. The transcript has 9 exons. The record is from RefSeq and is a predicted model, not a curated record. Gene Ontology annotation, biological process: positive regulation of stress-activated MAPK cascade. Bases 163 to 1305 code for a protein of 380 amino acids. Gene Ontology annotation, molecular function: protein binding.
UCACGUGGGUCGACGGGGGUGAAAUUUGUGAAUCGCGUUCAAACAUGAAGCCUGAGCUGAGAAAUGAGCCGUCGUCGCCUCGGCAGAUGUAGUUUAUCUCUCUGUAAGUGACGUCCACCGGGACCAGGACCAGGACCGGCACCGGUACCGGCACCAGGACCGAUGUCGGAGCAGCUGAACCGGUUCGAGCGGCUGGCCGUCAGGCCGCCGCUCGGAGCUCCGCCUGCAGGUCACCGAACUCCUCCGGCCCGCAGCGGCCACCGCUGCGUCGCUGACAACACUAACCUGUACGUGUUCGGAGGUUACAACCCCGACUACGACGAGUCCGGAGGCUCUGAGAACGAGGACUACCCGUUGUUCCGGGAGCUGUGGAGGUAUCACUUCGCCACCGGCUGCUGGCAGCAGAUCCGGACGGAGGGAUACAUGCCCACGGAGCUGGCGUCCAUGUCAGCUGUUCUGCAUGGGAACAACCUCCUGGUGUUCGGCGGCACCGGGAUCCCCUUCGGUGAAAACAACGGCAACGACGUUCACGUCUGCAACGUGAAGUACAAGCGAUGGUCGCUGCUCAACUGCCGAGGGAAGAAACCCAACAGAGUCUACGGACAGGCCAUGGUGAUCAUUAACGGCUUCCUGUACGUGUUUGGAGGGACGACCGGUUACAUCUACAGCACAGAUCUGCACAGGCUGGACCUGACGACCCGGGAGUGGAUCCACCUGAAACCCAACAACCCCCCCGACGACCUGCCGGAGGAACGCUACAGGCAUGAAAUAGCACACGAUGGACAGAGGAUCUAUAUUCUGGGAGGAGGAACGUCCUGGACGUCUUACCCUCUGGAUAAGAUACAUGCGUACAAUCUAGAAACUAACUCCUGGGAGGAGAUUACAACUAAACCUCAUGAAAAAAUAGGGUAUCCCGCGCCGCGGCGGUGCCACAGCUGUGUGCAGAUACGGAACGACGUGUUUAUAUGUGGAGGCUACAACGGGGAGGUGAUACUGUCGGACCUGUGGAAGAUCAACCUGCACACGUUCCAGUGGAGUAAACUGCCGGCAGUGAUGCCGGAGCCGGCUUACUUUCACUGUGCUGCUGUCACCCCCGCCGGCUGCAUGUACAUCCACGGCGGCGUGGUGAACAUCCACGAGAAUAAGAGAACGGGCUCUCUGUUCAAGAUCUGGCUGGUGGUGCCGAGCCUGCUGGAGCUCUGCUGGGAGAAGCUGCUGAAGAACUUUCCCCACCUGACGGGCCUGCCCACCAUGCAGCUGCUGAACCUGGGCCUCACGCAGGAGCUCAUCGAGCGGCUCAAGUAAAGCCCAGCGGACGCCGAGCAGACGAGCGGCAGGGAGAGAAGAGAUCCAAACGCAGCACAGGAUAGAAAAAGAAAUCCAUUAAAAAGGUCUCGGGGCGCCGCCCUGCCGCUCUCCUGCCUGAAGUAGCCCCGCCUUAAAACCAAAAACUAUGGGAUGCCUUUUUUUUUUAUGUCGUUUAUGUUCUUUUUUUUUGCAGUAAAGGUGAAAGUUGGAUAUAUGUUGAAGGUUUUAUGAAUUUUACUCCACCCCCCCACCGUUCCAUCGCCGCUCCUACAGCAUUCUGACUCUUGACGCUCGUCCAUCAAUCUGCGACAGCUGGAAAUAAAAAAAAAUACUGACUUUUUUUUUGUUAAGCUGCAUUCUCAAGUCAUAUUUUUUUUUUUUUUUUUUUUUUUUACAAAUUCAGUGCAAAAGAAGAAUGCAUGCAUAUUUAUUUGAAAGACUCAAUCACCUUUUUCCUGGAACUGACAUUGCUGUUUGCACAUUUUUGUCAUACCUGUUUGUAGGGAUUUACUAAUUUAAUAGAUAUGACACAAGGGAAUAACCGCAGGAAUUAUUCCAGUGAAAAAAAAAAAAAAAGGGUGCCUGGAAGGAUUUGCCGUUUUAAUUUUUAACAUUUCUGGCAAUAUUUUUUUUUUUUUUUUUUUUUUUUUUGGGAUUCACAUGUUUCCUGCCUACAUACAUUUGAAAAAAAACAACUAUUAAUUGUGAUGAAUUAUCUAGAAAACAUUAAGAACCACAGCGAGCUGUUUCAUGGCCUUGAAAAGACGAUUUUAAGUGCUGGUUUUUCCCACUUCCCAGUUUGUUCAGUGUAGAAAAUCAACUGCUUAAAAGAUCCAACGACACGAUUCACUUCUCCUUUACGUUUCCUCACAGCUUUUUAUUUGUAAACCAAACCGCACUACAUGUCACUGUGAAUUUGGUGCUCUUUAACUUUUAUUUAAGAUGCUUCUCCUUGAAUAAAGACUUUAUUCCCGGUUUGAAGACGAUGGUUCUCGGUAGCAACGCUCUCCCAAGCAUCCGUUUAUACUGCAGUGCCUUUUUUGAACUUGCAACAAAAGUAUUUCACAAAUAUAGGCAGCGUUAAGAUCUCCGCAGGUAUAGACUGACUUUAUAAUCCGGUCACUAUAAAACUUCAUGUUCUUUUAUUCAGUACCGACUCUGGAAGCACUUAAGCAUCAUCUAAGGUGGUUUUUUGAUCAAUGCCAAAUGCUGUUGCACCAUUUUAGUAUAAAGAUGAAUUAAAAAGUAAAGAUUUUCAGGUGGUUUGAUUCUCAAAUGCAUGAAUCUGCCUGCGCUUCUUUUUCCCUUAACCUUCAAAUUUAUGUUUUUUUCUGAACCAAACGUCUUCAUGCAUGUCAUUUCCGCUUUAUCCGACAGUUAAAUCUUUACUUUAGGGUGCGGUUUUACUGCUGACCUUUAAAAUUAUGUACAGUUAGGCUUGUAUGAAUGUUGUGUUAAGAGUUGUGUCAAUA